This is a messenger RNA of Penicillium concentricum, 1185 nucleotides long. Its product is annotated as cytochrome P450. Lineage: Eukaryota; Fungi; Ascomycota; Eurotiomycetes; Eurotiales; Aspergillaceae. The transcript has a single exon. The coding region runs from base 1 to 1185 and encodes 394 amino acids. Gene Ontology annotation, molecular function: iron ion binding; heme binding; oxidoreductase activity, acting on paired donors, with incorporation or reduction of molecular oxygen. The record is from RefSeq and is a predicted model, not a curated record.
AUGAACCUCUUCUCCACAAGAGACGAAACCUACCACAGACAUCAAAAGCGCAUCGUUGCAAAUGCAUACAGCGUCUCCUCGCUCCUAGAACUCGAAUCCUCAGUCGACUCCUGCACAGAGAUAUUCACAUCUCAGCUCUCGAAAUUCGCCACAAAAGGCACACCUAUGGACCUAGGCGUCUGGCUCCAAUACUACGCCUUCGAUGUCAUCGGCGAAAUCACCUUCGCUAAGAAACUUGGCUUCCUGGAGCAAUGCCGCGACAUCGACGGCAUGAUGCAGGCUAUCAAGGGUAUGCUUGUGUAUGCCAGUCUAUGCGGACAGGUCCCGAAAAUGCACAAAUUUCUCCUUGGGAAUCCGCUUUUGACGCUGUUUAUGCCCAGCAUGGAGUCAUGGAACCAGGUUCUGCAAUUCACGCUGAAGGCUGUCAACUCUGUUGCUUCGCUAAAAAGAGAUGGAGAUAAGAUUAAUGCGUAUCAGGGGGAGGGUACAGGCGGGAAAGAUAUGAUGUCCCGUUGGAUGGCGGUGCAUCGUGAUGAUCCCGAGAGAUUAUCGGUGCGGGAUAUUAUCGUGCAUCUUUCUGCUAAUGUUUUCGUUGGCGCCGCUACCACGGGUAUUGCGCUACGCGCGAUUCUGAAUUUUCUUAUGCGGGACCCGCGGAUUAUGGACAAGGUCAAAGGUGAGAUCGACGUUGCUGUUCGUAAGGGCAGGGUUGGGAAUCCGAUCUCGUACCGUGAAUCGCUGGCUCAUUUACCCUAUAUGACGGCUGUCAUUAAAGAAGCGCUGAGACUCCAUCCUUCUACGGGGUUGAUUAUAGAGCGAGAGGUUCCUCAGCCGGGCGCUACGAUUUGUGGGAAGUACAUCCCCGGCGGGACUAUUGUGGGUAUCAAUGCUUGGGUUGUGAAUCGGAAUGCGCGAGUAUUUCAUGAUCCUGAUAUGUUUAUUCCUGAGAGGUGGCUGGAGAGUACGACUGAGAAACUGAUGGAGAUGGAGCAGGCUAUAUUUACUUUUGGGUCUGGGCCGAGGGCUUGUGUUGGGAAGAAUGUCUCUUUUAUUGAGAUGCAUAAGAUAGUCCCGCAGCUGCUGCGGGAAUUUGAAAUUCGUUUGAAUAGUUCCAAGGAGUUGGAGGUGAGAAACAUUUGGUUCGUGCAGCAGGAGGGAAUGAUAUGUGAUCUUGUGAAGAGGUGA